CGGGCGCCGCGCGAGCCUGCCGCUGCCAUGCCUCCGCGCGCGCCGCCCGCGCCCGGGCCACGGCCGCCGCCCCGGGCCCCCGCCGCAGCCGGGGACGCGGACACCGACACGGACACGGACACGGCGGGCGCCGCCGGGCCCGGACUCCGGCCGCUUGCUCCGCGCCCCUGGCGCUGGCUGCUGCUGCUCGCGCUCCCGGCCGCCUGCUCCGCGCCACCGCCGCCGCGCCCCGUCUACACCAACCACUGGGCGGUGCAAGUGCUGGGCGGCCCGGCCGCGGCGGACCGCGUGGCCGCAGCGCACGGCUACCUCAACUUGGGCCAGAUUGGAAACCUGGAAGAUUACUACCACUUUUAUCACGGCAAAACCUUUAAAAGAUCUACCUUGAGUAGCAGAGGCCCUCACACCUUCCUCAGAAUGGACCCCCAGGUGAAAUGGCUCCAACAACAAGAAGUUAAACGCAGGGUGAAAAGACAGGUGCGAAGUGACCCUCAGGCCCUUUAUUUCAACGACCCCAUUUGGUCCAACAUGUGGUACAUGCAUUGUGGUGACAAGAACAGUCGCUGCCGAUCAGAAAUGAACGUCCAGGCGGCAUGGAAGCGGGGUUACACGGGAAAAAACGUGGUGGUCACCAUCCUGGAUGAUGGCAUAGAGAGGAAUCACCCCGACCUGGCCCCAAACUAUGAUUCCUAUGCGAGCUAUGACGUCAAUGGAAACGAUUACGACCCGUCCCCGCGAUACGACGCCAGCAAUGAGAAUAAGCACGGUACUCGCUGUGCAGGAGAGGUCGCAGCUUCAGCCAACAACUCUUAUUGCAUCGUGGGCAUCGCGUACAAUGCAAAAAUUGGAGGUAUCCGCAUGCUGGAUGGAGACGUGACCGACGUGGUGGAGGCCAAGUCCCUGGGCAUCAGACCCAACUACAUCGACAUCUACAGCGCGAGCUGGGGGCCAGAUGAUGACGGGAAGACGGUGGACGGGCCUGGCCGACUGGCCAGACAGGCCUUCGAGUACGGGAUUAAAAAGGGCCGGCAGGGCCUGGGCUCAAUUUUCGUCUGGGCAUCAGGGAAUGGUGGCCGCGAGGGGGACCACUGCUCCUGCGACGGCUACACCAACAGCAUCUACACCAUCUCCGUGAGCAGCACCACUGAGAACGGCUACAAGCCCUGGUACCUGGAGGAGUGCGCAUCUACCCUGGCCACCACCUACAGUAGCGGAGCCUUCUACGAGCGCAAAAUCGUCACCACGGAUCUGCGGCAGCGCUGCACUGAUGGCCACACCGGGACCUCGGUUUCGGCCCCCAUGGUGGCCGGCAUCAUCGCCUUGGCGCUGGAAGCAAACAGCCAGCUGACUUGGAGGGACGUCCAGCACCUGCUGGUGAAGACGUCCAGGCCGGCCCACCUCAAAGCAAACGACUGGAAGGUGAACGGUGCUGGUCAUAAAGUUAGCCACCUCUAUGGAUUUGGCUUGGUGGAUGCGGAUGCCCUGGUCGUGGAGGCCAAGAAGUGGAUGGCGGUACCCCCGCAGCACAGCUGUGUCUCCCUCACGGACAAGAGGCCCAGGAGCAUCCCCGUGGUGCAGACGCUGCGGACCACAGCCCUGACCACUGCCUGUGCCGACCACUCGGACCAGCGAGUGGGCUACCUGGAGCACGUGGUGGCUCGCAUCACCAUCUCACACCCGCGUCGAGGAGACCUGCAGAUCCACCUGAUUUCUCCCUCGGGGACCAAGUCUCAGCUUUUGGCAAAGAGAUUGCUGGAUCAUUCCAACGAAGGCUUUACAAACUGGGAGUUCAUGACUGUGCACUGCUGGGGAGAGAAGGCCGAGGGGGAGUGGACCCUGGAAAUACAGGACAUACCGUCCCAGGUCCGCAACCCAGAGAAACAAGGGAAAUUGAAAGAGUGGAGCCUCAUCCUCUACGGCACGGCUGAGCACCCCUACACCACCUUCAGCACCCAUCAGUCUCGCUCCCGGAUGCUGGAGCUCUCGGCCCUGGAGCCGGAGCCACCCAAGCCCGCCCUGUCACCAUCCCAGCCAGAGGUUCCAGAGGACGAAGAGGACUACACAGCUCCUCCCUCCCACGGCUCUCCUAAUAUUUUACAGACCAGUGUGUGCCAUCCGGAGUGUGGUGACAAAGGCUGUGAUGGCCCCAAUGCAGACCAGUGCUUGAACUGUGUCCACUUCAGUCUGGGGAGCAUCAAGACCAGCAGGAAGUGUGUGAGUGUGUGCCCCUUGGGGUACUUUGGGGACACAGCAGCCCGACGCUGCCGCCGGUGCCACAAGGGGUGCGAGACCUGCUCAGGCCGGGCCCCCACCCAGUGCCUGUCUUGCCGCCGUGGGUUCUACCACCAUCAGGAGAUGAACACCUGUGUGACCCUCUGUCCCUCCGGAUUUUAUGCUGAUGAAAGUCAGAAAAACUGCCUUAAAUGCCACCCAAGCUGUAAAAAGUGUGUUGAUGAACCAGAGAAAUGUACUGUCUGUAAAGAAGGAUUCAGCCUCGCACGGGGCAGCUGCAUUCCAGACUGUGAGCCGGGCACCUACUUUGACUCUGAGCUGAUCAGGUGUGGGGAAUGCCAUCACACCUGCCAGACCUGUGUGGGGCCGAGCAGAGAAGAAUGUAUUCACUGUGCCCCAAACUUCCACUUCCAAGACUGGAGAUGUGUGCCGGCCUGCGGUGAGGGCUUCUACCCAGAGGAAAUGCCGGGCUUGCCCCACAAAGUGUGCCGGAGCUCGGGACCCACAGUGGGAGUCUUUGAGACCGCCCCCAGGCUGUGUUUGAGGACUCUUCUGGAUUGCAGCCUAUUCUCUUACAAAACAAACCAACAAACAAACAAAACCAGAAACACCAACAACCCUACGUGUGAUGAGAGCUGCUUGAGCUGUGAAGGCUCCAGCAGGAACUGCAGCCGGUGUAAGAUGGGCUUCACGCAGCUGGGGACCUCGUGUAUCACCAACCACACAUGCAGCAACGCUGACGAGACGUUCUGCGAGAUGGUCAAGUCCAACCGACUCUGUGAACGCAAGCUCUUCAUCCAGUUCUGCUGCCGCACGUGCCUCCUGGCCGGGUAGGGGAGCCCGGCCACGCGCACAGGGCAGGGCCCCUCCCAUCCGUCCGUCUGUCUCUCCGUUCACCUUUCUCCAGGCUGUCGGCCAGAGCCUGUUUUCAGAGCGGUGCCCUGCAUCUGACAGCUUUAUCUCCCCAGGAGCGAGGUCCUUCCGCGGCAUCUCUGGGCGCCCAGGCCAGGUGGGUGGGGGGCUUCGAAGAAGUGUCCCUGAAAUGGUGACAUCCUCUCACACCCUGCUUGCUGGCUACGUUCUUCUGGCCAACUCGCAACAGGAACAGAACAAAUUCCAGGAAUCCACGGCUCCCACCUUCAGAGCAGCUUCUGGGACCACAAGUUUACUAAAUCUUCGAGACCAAAGCAGAAAGGCGGGGCGCUUGGUGCAUCGCUCCUCUCCUCGUGCGUUUGUGCAGCCCGCAGACCCCUGGGCUGUGCCCCCACAUAAUGGAGGGUCAGGGGCACACCUGCUCAUCUGCCUGCCACAGUCUGGGGGACAGCUUGGUCAGACUAAAUAAAACAGAUUUGGGGGCAUAAAACGUGUGACCACUGGGGGUGAAGCAUCUAUUUCUACACAGUCCGUGACUUCUGAAACUACAGCCACGGCUUAGAAAGUCAAAUCCCAAAUGGAUGGGAUGGGGGGACCCUCCUUCCUCUGCAACCCUUUCCUCUGAGUGAGCUGAGGGCCACUGGUCACUGCGUCCUGUCUGUGUCUCUGGGAGUCUCAUGGCCUAAACGAAUGGUCACGUCUACCUGAUGCAGAAGGUUCCCAGGAGGUGUCCCGGAGGCCGGCCAAAAGGUGCCCCAAACGACCAAGCAAUUCUUCCUACCAAAAUGUAAAGCCAGCCCAUGAAUUGUUAAUUGUCUGUCACUUCCCAUGUUGUGGAAUUGCUUUGAAAACACAUUGACCCCUGCUUUUCAGGAGACUUGUUCUUAAAGUGGGCACCCCUGUGUCUGUGUGUCCUAUGAGCCUAACGACACGGUUGGAUUUAUUUCUGCCAAACCUGUGUGGGUAUUUUAUAAGCUACGUGUUCUAAUUUUUACCGAUGUUAAUUAUUUUGACAAAUAUUUUAUAUAUUUUCAUUGAUAUGCACAGAUCUGCUUGAUCAAGCCCCUUUAAUAUGGGAGUAACAUUUGCCUUAAAUUUUUUCGAGCUCGUUCUCCAUUUUGUCCUGCUCCCCUCUUUGACUGUAACACAUUUGACGAGUCCCCUGUCAGCUGGGGGGGAGCCCAGCUGUUGUUUAUUGAAUCCACAACUCCAAAAACGAAAUCCACAAAGCAAAUAUGGUGUUGACCCUAAAUUAAUAAAAGAGUUAACAUUCCAUGGCAAAGGAGCCCGUGUUUCUUUCCAAGGCCCAGCGUUAAAAGUGGGUACUGGCUGGUGUGUGAAAUGGAUUUAGGUGUGCUUUUGUUUCAAGGUCUUUGAGCUUCAGCAAACAAUGCUGCAAGCAAAACUGUGGGAGAAUCUCAAAGUUUCAGCUCCAGGGUGUCUUUUGGCAAAUAGACCCUCUUCAGGCCACAAAAGCCUGGUUGGGUGGAAGGGCUGGUUAUAGGGAUGCCUCCUUUAUGUUGUGGGGGAGCUUAGACUGCAAGCCUCUUCACCUAGAGCUGUGAGUGUGAUUUCAUUAGGUUACAGCUUGUCUUCUGCACGGUGGCUGAAAUCCCCUCACACAUGGGUUCUGCGCUGUGUGGGAUUUUUACCCUCGUCUCUCUGUGAGGUUGGAGUUGUACUUACUAGGAGUCCUUGUGCAAAUAAAGGAAAUGCACCAACUAGAACUGACUUCAGAAAAAACAAAAGUGGGGGAGGGGCAUUAUUUUGGAAUUCCAGGGUUGUCUCAGAAUUUCAGGAAAGGUGCAGCUGGGUCUCGGGAGCCCUGAGACCAGCAUUACGUGUCACCUGGACCUCUUCUCAUUGCAGCGAUGCCUCCUCUCUCGCCACUUGAUGGGACAAAUGAGAAGACCACCCACAGCUCCCAAGAAAAAUUGGUGCCCAUCCAGCCCCCUAAACAAGCUUUCUGAAUCUGCUUUGGGCCCAGGUUCAUUGCCUUGCAUCUGUGUUUACCUGGUUCCAGCAGCUCUGGCCGCAGGGACACAUAGCCGGAGGUGGGGAGCAGUUUGCAGCUCUUGGAAAGCGGGGGAGGCCAUGCAACCCGCCAGCUGCUGUCAUGAACAGGACUUGACCCAAGUUGUCAACGUGACAUAAUGAAGGACUUAGUGCGUGUGUUUGGGAGACAGUAGCCAGGACUGGGCAGAAUAUCAUUAAGAAUUCAACCUUCUGAAGAUAGCAAAGUAGGAGGACGUGCGCUCAUUCGCUCUUGCAAGAGCACUGGAAUUACAACUAACUGCUGAGCAAUCAUCAAAAGAAAGACACUGGAACUCACCAAAACAGACACCCCACAUCCAGAGACAAAGGAGAAGCCGCAAUGAGAUGGUAGGAGGGGUACAAUCACGUUAAAAUCAAAUCCCAUAAACGCUGGGUGGGUGACUCACAAACUGGAGAACAGUUAUACCGCAGAAGUCCACCCACUAAAGUGAGGGUUCUGAGCCCCACGUCAGGCUUCCCAGCCUGGGAGUCCAGCAAUGGGAGGAGGAAUCCCCAGAGAAUCAGACUUUGAAAGCCAGUGGGAUUUGAUUGCAGGACCUCCACAGGACUGGGGGAAACAGAGACUCCACUCUUGGAGGGCACACAAAAUAGUGUGCUCACCAGGACCCAGGGGGAAGGAGCAGUGACCCCAUAAGAGAUGGAACCAGACCUACCUGCUGGUGUUGGAGGGUUGCCUGCAGAGGUGGGGGGCAGCUGUGGCUCACCGAGGGGACAGGGACACUGAUGACAGGGGUUCUGGGAAGUGCUCAUUGGCGUGAGCUCUUCCAGAGUCUGCCAUUAGCCCCACCAAAGAGCCUGUAAGCUCCAGUGCCAGGUGGCCUCAGGCCAAACGACCAACAGGGUGGGAACACAGCCCCACCCAUUGGCAGACAAGCAGAUUGAAGUUUUACUGAGCUCCGCCUACCAAAUCGGAUUAAAGUCUUACUGAGCUCCACCCACCCAGCCCUACCCACCAUCAGUCCCUUCCAUCAGGAAGCAUGCAUGAACCUCCUAGAUAGCUUCCUCUACAAAAGAGCAGAUGGCAGUAUCAAGCAGUAUCAGCAGUAUUUCAUUCUGUGGAACUGAAAACCGCAGCCACAGAAAGAUAGAGAAAAUGAAAAGGCAGAGGACUUUGUACCAGAUGAAGGGACAAGAUAAAACCCCAGAAAAACAACUAAAUGAAGUAGAGAUAGGCACCCUUCCAGAAAAAGAAUUCAGAAUAAUGAUGGUGAAGAUGAUCCAGGACUUUGAGAAAAGACUGGAUGCAAAGAUCGAAAAGUUUACCAAAGACCUAGAAGAAUUAAAGAACAAACAAACAGAGAUAUGCAACACAUAACUGAAAUGAAAAAUACACUAGAAGGAACCGAUAACAGAUUAACUGAGGCAGAAGGGCGAAUAAGUGAGCUGGAAGACGAUGAUAAUCACUGAUGUGGAAAAGAAUAAAAAAAAAGAAUGAAAAGAACUGAAGACCGCCUAAGAGACAUCUGGGACAAUGUUUAACACACCAACAUUUGCAUUAUAGGGGUCCCAGAAGGAGAAGAGAGAGAGAAAGGACCUGAGAAAAUAUUGGAAGAGAUUCUAGUUGAAAACUUCCCUAACAUGGGAAAGGAAAUAACCACCCAAGUGCAGGAAAUGCAGAGAGUCCCAGGCAGGAUAAACCCAAGGAGAAAACACGCCAGGACACAUAGUAAUCAAAUUGACAAAAAUUGAAGACAGGGAAAAGUUAUUAAAAGCAACAAAGGAAAAAUGACAAAUAACAUACAAAGGAACUCCCAUCAGGUUCACAGCUGAUUUCUCAGCAGAAACUCUGCAAGCCAGAAGGGAGUGGCAUGAUAUAUUCAAAGUGAUGAAAGGGAAGAAACUACAACCAAGAAUACUCAGUCCAGCAAGGAUCUCAUUCAGAUUCGAUGGAGAAAUCAAAAGCUUUACAGACAAGCAGCAGCUAACAGAAUUCCGCACCACCAAACCAGCCCUACAACAAAUGCUAAAGGAACUUCUUUAAGCAGGAAACUUAAGACAAGGACCUACAAAAACAAAAUCAAAACAAUUGAGAAAAUGGUAAUAACAUACAUAUCGAUAAUUACCUUAAAUGUAAAUGGACUAAAUGCUUCAACCAAAAGACACAGAGUGGCUGAAUGGAUACAAAACCAAGACCCAUAUAUAUGCUGUCUAGAAGAGACCCACUUCAGACCUAGGGACACAUACAGACAGAAAGUGAGGGGAUGGAAAAAGAUAUUCCAUGCAAAUGAAAAUCAAAAGAAAGCUGGAGUAGCAGUAGUCAUAUCAGAUAAAAUAGACUUUAAAGUAAAAAAUGUUACAAGAGACAAGAAAGGACAUUACAUAAAGAUCAAGGGAUCCAUCCAAGAAGAGAACAAUUAUAAAUAUAUAUGCACCCAAUAUAGGAGCACCUCAAUACAUAAGGCAAAUGCUAACAACUAUGAAAGAGGAAAUAUAAGGCAGAAAUAGAGACACAGGUGUAGAGAACAACCAAAUGAACACCAAGUGGGGAAAGUGGGGAGGGUUGAGGGGGAAUGAAUUGGGAGAUUGGGAUACCAAAUUGUACACUCUAAAUAUUUGCUGUUUCUUGUCUGUUAACUGUAUCUAAAUAAAAGUUCUCAAAAAAAAAGAAGAUACAGCAAACUAAAUAAAAUAGAAAA
Hippopotamus amphibius kiboko is the source of this 7796-nucleotide messenger RNA. RefSeq names its product proprotein convertase subtilisin/kexin type 6 (gene PCSK6). The record is from RefSeq and is a predicted model, not a curated record. Gene Ontology annotation, molecular function: serine-type endopeptidase activity. The transcript is spliced from 23 exons. Gene Ontology annotation, cellular component: cell surface; membrane. Lineage: Eukaryota; Metazoa; Chordata; Mammalia; Artiodactyla; Hippopotamidae. The coding region runs from base 28 to 3066 and encodes 1012 amino acids. Gene Ontology annotation, biological process: peptide hormone processing.